AAGCCUGCCGGUAAAAUUCUUUCUGCCAGUUAAAGUACACAGUACAUCUUAGUAUUUCGUGUAUGUGUUGUUUAUCUGCUGUGCAGGGUUGUAUGUACAAAAACCAUGUAAAGUAGUUCAUGGGAGUACUUUCAGGGCUGAUUUUGACCAUACAUCCUGUUUCUUUGCAUGCUGAUGUUAGAGCUUAAUUCAUUCUGGAUAAUUAGAGCAUCAGACAGUGAUAAUCUUUAUUGAGCACUUAAUGUGUGUGGUACCUGUCUGGUGCUCUGUGUACAUUGUACGAGGUGAUGCUGUGCGCCCUCUACAGGCCAGCCCUCUGAGAAGCCACGUUAUUAAAGCUGGGAAGGCUCACAAUUGCUGUGUUGUCACAGCCAGCCCUGCUCUGGGAAGCCCAGGCCUAUCUCCUCGGGCGUGGAUGGAGCGGGAGCACUCAGGGGAGCCUCGAGGCCCUUUUGAGGACUUUGGCGUUUCCUCUGAGAAACCACGAAUAUUGGAGAGUUUGGAGUAGGGGUAAUGUAAGGGCCCCGCUGGCCGCUGCAGGAAGACUGGUUGGAGUGGCCGAGGCAGAUGCAGGGAGAGCAGCUAAGGAUCCAUCAUAUCAGACCAGAGGGUCGGUAAGGAUGGGACCUGGUUAGAUUCCAAAUCUGUUUUGAAGUUGGAACUGACAGGAUGGACGUGAGGUGGAGGAAAGGGGCAGGGUUGAGGCGGAUAGCCAGGGUUUUGGGGCUGAGCAGCUGCAAGAAUGGGAUUUUCAUUUACUGAGGAAAAGGAAACUAGGGAUGGAACACUAAUUUGCAGGUGGAUGGGUCUGAAUUAAGAUUUGAAUGUGAGGUGCCCAGGAGAGUGCAGUGGAGAUGCUGAAAACACAGUUGGAUAUGCAUGUCUGGCUGAUGGGUGGGUGGUUUGGGGAGGAGGUUAAAUAACAGACCCCUUGCUUGUUUAUCUCACCAGAGCUCGCUGGCUCAUGGUCUCCCGGGGCUGAGCAGGAAGCUAAGUGAGUAAGACGGGAGGGAGAGGGGAGGCCUGUGGUGAACCGCAGGGCCCAGGCCCGCCCUGGCGCUCACUGGUGGUUACCGUGGCGAGUGCUGUCCUGGUGAUGCCAGGUCUUCUCUCUUAGAAAAGGUAGAAAAUUGGGAUUUUUAUAGGAAAUUUCCUGAACUAUCAAAUGCUGAAAGUGAGGGUAUGAAAAAGGAAACCAGGGGGAGGGGCUGCUAUAAAAAUCUGAGAGUGAGGUGAGCAAAAGGGCAUAAAAAGAGGUAUAUGUGGGGUUAUGGUGUGGGCUGUGAGCGACCCGGUACGGGAGGUGGACAGGCAGACACGGAGCAGGUGCAGAGACACAGCAGUGCACACCCAUGCAUGCGGCCUGGGAAACACUCACAGCGUGGCUCGGCCCCGCACCCUUUCCUGACGGUGCUUCUCUGCGCCGCUCUCCAAGGUUCCCACUGCUCUGAACUGGUGCUUCUCUCCCGCGUGCGCCUUUAUACUUUUACCAAAUGGUAUUUGAGGAGAUACACAAAUGUGAGACUAUUUUGCAUGUUAACUUUACUUGAGUAGUAUCAUACUGUAUUUUACAACUUGCUUCUUUUAGUCAACAUUUUUAAAGAUUGAUCUGUGUUGACAGUGUGAUCUUAUAAUUUCUUUUCACUGCUAAAUAGUUGUCCAUUGUAACACCGUAAAGCUGUUUAUUCCCCUGGUAACGGACCUUUCAGUUGUUUCCCAGUUUUGCUUGCUAUAAAGAGCGCCGGAAGGAAUGUUCUCGUGUAUGUGCCGUGCUUUCUGCAGAGUCUAUCCUUAGGCAUCAGCUGCUACAUUAAAGUCAGUUGUUGGUUUUUUCCCACCAUUUUGGCAUCACCACAGACCUGAAUAUCUGAUGAAAGCGAUAGACCUAACCUGAAAGAUACACAUAAACUUUUCUUAUGUGCCCACUGGUAGCCUCCUUAAGAGUUCAUGCUUCCUGGGUUAAGAAUAACCAUUCUAAGUUCUGCUUUGAGGAACUUGGCUAUUCUUGUCAGUCCCCCAGUGAGGUGUGACAAGCAGUGAAUCCAGACAGUGAGCCUGGAGCCUUCCAAGCUCCUUUUCCUGAAUCUCCUUCAGGAAGUUUGGUUGUUUCAGGAGGAACAGAGAUAUCUGACGGGAAGAGAAACUGCCACCUCCAAAUUAAAGUUAGAAACAGGACAUUUGUCUGCAUACAUUAAAAAUAUGGUCUGCCUAAAUCACCAGGACGCUACCAGAAACCAGGAAGGUUGAAGGACUUGAAUAUUCAAGUUGAAGUAUUUUCUUCUGUAGAUGAUGAAACGGAGGCUCAGAGACAUUGAAUACCUUGUCCAGCUUUUAUGCGACCCGGGCAUCUCUGCCCUGUCCAGGUGAUGCUCUCCAGACCGUAGCCCUGCUAAAGAGUGAGGCAAAGCAGAGCUGCGCUUUUCUGAGUUUUGUUUAAUCAAGCUGUUUGGUCAUUGCUUGUAACAGAGGUUGACAUCUUCUACUUCUUAUGACAGACUUUAACUGUGUUUUGUCCAUCAUUCCAAGAGGACGUAGGUCUCUUCCUCCCUGGCCUGUGGUAGGCAUGCAGACAACGUAUAUCCACUGGAGACACCUCUCCUCCUCUGCACCAUGUUCUAGAGAGCAAGCACAAGUCCAGGCUGGGGGCAGGCCAGUGAGUGGAUUUUCGUAGACCCCCGUGUGUUUAGGUUGGGAAUCACAGCCCUCGUGCAGGUGCCUUGACAGAGACAGCCUUUUUUUAAUUUGGAUUAAAAAAAUUUUUUUUAUCUUUGAAUGGCCAGGGGUGUUUUUUCCAUCCUCAUAGCCACGUGCACCACUGCUUCCUGUUGCAUUAGACCUAGUUGUCACACGUCUGUGUUACUUCCCUGGCCACUGAGGCACGAGUUUAUGAACCUUGCUGUAUAUUCUCAGUUAUCUCAUUGGUGCUCUUUUGUUUAAUGACUCAACCUUAAUUUAGUUCUAAAUUUUAAAAAGGCUUUUAAAAACUUCCACUCAGUAAAGUAUGGAAUUGAUCCCUUAUUCUCAGGGAAUGGUCACCAGUAAUCAUUCCAUCAGUGCCUAGCUCUGCUUUAGACAUUAAGUAUGAGAUCUGAAAAACUGUAGACGGACUUCCAUGUGCAGGGUGGGUCUGAACACAGGAAUGUUUGGAAGUCUGUUCCUUGGUUAUUGCUGCAUGACAGGGUACCCCAAAACUUAAUGACUGACAGCAGCAGCCAUUUUAGCUGCUCACAGUCCUGUGGGUUGGCUAGGGCUCGGCUGGGAGGUUCUUUGGCUGGUCCUGUCUGAGGUCUCAUGCUGUCGCAGUCAGUGGUAGCUGGGACUGGAACAUCCAGGAUUGCUCUUUUCACUUGUCUGGCAGCUCAGCCACCUUCUCUACAUGGCUCGUUUAGGCUUCUGCACCUGGCAGGGGAGCCCAGGACGGGCAUGCUUCACACUUGGUAGUGUCUCACUGAGGAAUCCCAGCAGACUUGUGAGAGGAGCCUGCACUAGGGAGGAGACAUGGUUCCCUGGGGCCCCAAAGGAUAGGCUUUCCCCAUCCUGGCAGGUACUUUCUGGAGAGAUGGAAAACAGACAGGCUUAGGACACUGGGCACCUCUGAGGGAAAUCAUGAGAUCCCAUAAUGAACAUUGGGGGCCAAAUGAAAGUUGGCAAAUUGACUGGGGAAUCCCCACCCCUUUCUUCUGCCUGGCUGCCAGAACUCUGAAGACGGGGAAUUUCUCUCUGAGGAAAAGCUUGCUGCAAAGAAGAAAUACUCAAGGGACAAGAUGAUCUCUUGAAAAUUUGAAAAAUAGUAAUAUGAAAAGACUCAACAGAAGGAUUGGAAGAUACAGCUGAGGAAAUCUCCCAGAAGGAGGAACCAAAAAAUGAAGAAAUUGUAAAUGCGAGAGAAAAAAGAAAUGAGGGGACUGACGCAAGAAGCCCCCAAACCGACUAUUAGGAGUUGUGUCAGUGGUAUUCGCACUGUUUUCCAGCUGUGAAAAGUGAGGCUUCAGUAGAGCUCUGGUAUCGAGACUUUAGUGGAGGAGCUCUGCUCCAGGCUGAAAGACCUUCAGAGUAAGCAAGAAGAGAAGAUUCACAAAAAAUUAGAGGGGUCUCCCUCUCCAGAGGCAGAAUUAUCCCCUACAGCAAAGGAUCAAGUGGAAAUGUACUAUGAAGCAUUCCCACCACUUUCUGAGAAACCAGUUUGCCUGCAAGAAAUCAUGACUGUGUGGAACAAGUCUAAAGUCUGUUCUUACUCUAGCUCUUCUUCGUCAUCCACAGCCCCGCCAGCUAGCACAGACACGUCCUCCCCCAAGGACUGCAACAGCGAAGGUGAGGCCACCAAGGAGAGACGCAGUGACGUGCCCAACACCGUGCACGAGAAGGCCCAGAGCAAAAGUCACAGCGAGAAGGAGACCACGUUUAGGGACGGCACAGGUGCAGAGAAGCCUGCUCUGUACAGAAAGCAGACCCGACACAAGCCCGAAGGGAAGGGCCGCCCUCGCUCCUGGUCUUCCGGCUCCAGCGAGGCAGGCUCGAGCUCAAGUGGUAACCAGGGAGAGCUGAAAGCAUCCAUGAAGUGCGUGAAAGUGAGACACAAGACACGGGAAAUUCGAAACAAAAAAGGGCGGAACGGGCAGAGCAGGCUCUCACUGAAACACAGUGAGAAGGCAGAGAGAAGCCUGCAGGCCGGGGGCGGCAGCAGCAGCAGCAGCGGGUCCGUCAAGCAGCUGUGCAGGCGGGGCAGGAGGCCGCUGAAGGAGCCGGGGCGAAGAGACACUGGGAGCAUCGAGGGGAGGGACCUGUGCGCAGAGAGCAGGAACGACAGAGAGUACAAGGAGGAGCCGCUGUGGUACACCGAGCCGAUUGCGGAGUAUUUUGUUCCUUUGAGCAGAAAAAGUAAACUAGAGACCACAUACCGAAACAGACAAGACACAAGUGAUCUGACAACUGAGGCAGUAGAUGAAUUGUCUGAAUCAGUGCACGGUCUGUGUAUCAGCAACAAUAAUAUUCAUAAAACAUACCUCGCAGCGGGUACUUUCAUUGAUGGUCAUUUUGUAGAAAUGCCUGCAGUUAUAAAUGAGGACCUUGACCUCACUGGGACCUCAUUCUGUUCUCUACCAGAGGACAACAGAUACUUGGAUGAUAUUCAUCUGUCAGAAUUAACGCACUUCUAUGAAGUGGAUAUUGACCAAUCCAUGUUGGAUCCUGGUGCCUCAGAAACAAUGCAAGGAGAAAGUCGGAUUUUGAAUAUGAUUCGACAGAAAAGCAAAGAGAAAACAGAUUUUGAGGCAGAAUGUUGCAUAGUGUUAGAUGGAAUGGAGUUGCAAGGGGAACGUGCAAUAUGGACAGAUUCCACCAGCUCUGUGGGCGCCGAGGGCUUCUUCCUACAAGACCUUGGCAAUCUGGCUCAGUUUUGGGAGUGCUGUUCGUCCAGCUCUGGCGAUGCCGAUGGAGAGAGCUUUGGAGGAGACUCUCCUAUUAGACUCUCCCCGAUCUUAGACAGCACAGCGCUCAGUCCGCAUUUGCUUGCUGGCAAUCAAGAGCUCUUUUCAGAUAUUAAUGAAGGAUCUGGCAUAAACUCUUGUUUUUCAGUGUUUGAAGUGCAAUGCAGUAAUUCUGUUUUACCAUUUUCUUUUGAAACACUCAACUUGGGAAAUGAAAAUACAGAUUCUAGUGCUAAUAUGCUUGGGAAAACACAGUCUAGAUUGCUAAUAUGGACCAAAAAUAGUGCCUUUGAAGAAAACGAACACUGUUCUAAUCUUUCAACGAGAACUUGUAGUCCAUGGUCCCAUUCAGAAGAAACACGUUCAGACAAUGAGACAUUAAAUAUUCAGUUUGAAGAACCCACACAGUUUAACGCAGAUGAUAUUAAUUAUGUAGUUCCUAGAGUCUCGUCAAAUUAUGUAGAUGAAGAACUUCUAGAUUUUUUGCAAGAUGAAACUUGCCAGCAAAACAGAACUUUAGGAGAAAUUCCGACGUUGGUUUUCAAAAAAAAAUCUAAACUAGAAUCUGUCUGUGGUAUUCAGCUGGAACAAAAACCAGAAAACAAAACCUUUGAAGCUACACAGGUUUGUAGUGAAAGCAGUCCGCAUGGAGAUGGCUACAGCUCAGGGGUAAUUAAAGACAUUUGGACAAAGAUGGCAGACAGAAACUCUGUAGCUGCGGUAGAAACAGAGAGAAUUGAUGACGAGUUGUUUUCGACAGAUGUAAAUAACUACUGCUGCUGUUUGGACGCCGAAGCUGAAGUGGAGCCGCUCCAGGAGCCCAGUAAGGCCGUGCAGAGAUCAGAGUACCACCUGUGGGAGGGGCAGAAGGAGAACCUGGAGAAGGGGGCUUUUGUUUCUGGUGAGCUGUCAAAGGUGGACGGCGGUGAUUAUACCACCCCCUCUAAACCUUGGGAUGUGGCCCAGGAUAAAGAGAACUCCUUCAUUCUCGGAGGAGUUUAUGGAGAGCUCAAAUCCUUUAACAGCGAUGGGGAGUGGGCAGUCGUGCCGCCCAGCCACACGAAAGGAAGUUUGUUACAGUGUGCAGCUUCUGACGUGGUGACAAUAGCUGGUACAGAUGUCUUUAUGACCCCAGGGAACAGCUUUGCUCCUGGCCACAGGCAGUUAUGGAAGCCCUUCAUGUCAUUUGAACAGAAUGAUCAGCCGAAGACUGGGGAAAAUGGGUUGAAUAAGGGAUUUUCUUUUAUCUUCCAUGAAGACUUACUAGGAGCUUGUGGUAACUUUCAAGUUGAAGAUCCUGGACUUGAAUAUUCGUUCUCUUCCUUUGACUUAAGCAAUCCAUUUUCACAAGUUCUUCAUGUAGAAUGUUCAUUUGAACCUGAAGGGAUUGCAUCUUUCAGCCCUAGUUUUAAACCGAAAUCAAUCCUCUGCUCUGAUUCAGACAGUGAAGUUUUCCACCCCAGGAUAUGUGGCGUUGACAGAACACAGUACAGGGCUAUCCGGAUCUCUCCUCGGACUCACUUUCGCCCAAUUUCUGCAUCUGAACUGUCCCCAGGAGGAGGAAGCGAGUCAGAAUUUGAAUCUGAAAAAGAUGAAGCAACCAUUCCCAUUCCUUCUCAAGUUGAUGCAUUUGAAGAUCCACAGGCAGAUCUCAAACCACUGGAAGAAGAUGCAGAGAAAGAAGGCCAUUACUAUGGAAAAUUAGAGCUUGAGUCUGGAAAAUUCCUUCCCAGGUUAAAAAAGUCCGGAAUGGAAAAGAGUGCUCAGACAUCACUGGAUUCCCAGGAGGAAUCAGCUGGGAUUCUGCCAGGAGGAAAGCAGAAUCCGUGUUUGGAGUGUAGCAUGAAUGACGCUCUGGAAAUUGAUCUAGAAAGCUCAGAAGCAAAUUGUAAAAUAAUGGCACAAUGUGAGGAAGAAAUUAAUAAUUUUUGCAGUUGCAAAGCAGGUUGUCAGUUGCCUGCUUAUGAAGAUAACCCAGCUUCUUCAGGACAGCUGGAUGAGAUGGGGAAGAAAGAAAAAGAGGAAAGAAGCGAGAUUCUGCAUCAUACCACUGCCAUAUUCCUUCGCUUUCUAUUGCCUGUAUUGAACACUGAUGUACAAGGAAUGAAUAGAAGUCAAGAAAAACAGACCUGGUGGGAAAAAGCCUUGUACUCUCCUCUUUUUCCUGCGUCAGAGUGUGAAGAAUGUUAUACAAAUGCCAAGGGAGAGAAUGGUAUAGAAGAAUAUCCAGAUGUUAAAGAAAUACCCAGUAAUGAAGAGCGUCUGUUAGAUUUUAAUAGGGUGUCUUCUGUUUAUGAAGCAAGGUGUACAGGAGAGAGAAAUUCUGGAGCAAAAUCAAACGGCUUCCGCAGAAAGAUGUACUCCAGCGCCAGCUCCGACUCGGAGGACACGGGCUCGGAAGGCGGAGGCGAGUGGGUGGACCCCAGCGAAGAGGACCUCUUUUCUCGAACUCAUCUCUAAACCUGCAGAGUAGUACAAAUUAUUUUUAAAAUCGCUAUGUGAGGGGUAAUUUCCCUUUUGUGAGGCCUGUUAAUCUAAACAACAACUUAGGUUUCUUCUUCACUUAACUGGCUCAGAUCAGUAAUUAGCUUUCUCUUCUUGCUUAUUUUAGAGUUGAGGACAGCUAUCCUGUUGAAGAUUUUUUUUCCAAGCUGUUAAAUUCUUGGCUAUUUGAAAUAGACUAGAUUGUGUUGUCAAACCGAGAAUGGGUGUGCAUGUGCUCGUCUUAAGUGCCGCUGCCUCUUGCAUCUCAGCUGCAGCUCCUUCCCUUCCAGCUGCAGCCACAUCACUGUUACCUUCUUAGCAUCGCAGUGUCAGCAACCACUUCUGCUAUUCAGAGACUUGAGCUUUGGGACAUUUAGGCUUUGUCCUCUAAGAACUGGGAUGUGAAUACUUACCCUGCAGUGGAUCAGUGCCUUUCGGAAGGCGAAAGGGCAGCACGGGGACUCGUCCCCGUCUUCAUUUAGUAAAAUCUCCUGUACAUUUGGAAUAGAAACCACGAGGGUGUGCUUUUAGAGACUUAAAAAAUACUGUGUUUUCUCUCUUAGGAUUUCCCUCUAGAAUAUCAUGGAAAAUACCAUGGUUUGUGACGUUCUGGCUACCUGAAGCAGCCAAGGAGUUGGCGCAUGGGCUGGCACAUGGGGCCACGUGGGGUGCGAGUGCACCCCGCCCUGUUCUUAGUGAAAGUCACACUUACACCAAAACACUGUUCAGGGUUAUUCGUGGUGAUCUUAACAAAACUUGGUGAGGACCUUAAUUGCAAAUUACGGUUUUUCUGGUGACCAACAUUGAAUUGAAGCCCCCAGAACUUGAAAUUGUAAAUGUUUGACAUGCAAUAAAGGCCACCUCAUCACCCCAAAGAAACCUUGGCUGCGGCAGCUAGCUGCUCUUGUGGCUGUGACUUAGUGUAGCUUAGAUCUCAUUUUGUGUUUGAGAGAAUGUUCGAGCAAGUUCAGUGUGUGGCGGGUCAGGGGGCAGAGUACUGAUUUCUCCCAUACCUGUGUGACUGCUUCGUGGGACCCGCCUCCCCGCUGCACUGGGGAACCCCGGGGGUUGGUCCGUCUCGUCCAGUCCUGUCCAUUGUGACGAUCACCUCCUUGAGCUUUUAUGCCUCUGUGCAACAGGUUGAAGUUAGAAGGAGCAAUAGCUGCAAAAUCUAAACAUUCAAAGUUGUUUUCUUUUUUUUAACCAACUCAUUGUUUAAAAAAAAAUGUGUGGAAUCAGUUUAGAGUGUCUGCGGCAUCAGGAGCGGCAGAGAAGUCUGCCACGGACGAGCCGGCUUCACCGCCAACGUUGGCAGGCAGUAAGCACAGAAUGUAGUAGCCGGGAGCGGAACUGGCUGAGAAGCGCGAUUUGCUUCGAGCAUUGGGUUUUGUUGCUUUUCUCGUACCUGUCGACACAGAGAGCUCCCUCCAGGGCUGUGAGGGCCUCGCUGUGGGGCCCGUGGGGCCGUUGGGCUCGGGCUCGCCGCAGGUCGGGUGGUUUUUUUUUACAGCACGUCUUUGACACUUUAAAGUGGGUUUGUGUGUGUGUGCGUGUAAGGUUUUAUGUUGCUGUUAUUUAUUUACAGACUUUAUAAGGUUUUAUGUAUUUUUCUUUCUCCAGAGCUUCCUAAAAGUUGAUUAGCAUCUGCACUGAAAUAUAAUUUAACAGCAAAGGCAAAAAAGAGUUGGAAGUUGUAAAUUCCUAAAAUCACUACAGUGACGAUCAUCUUAGAAAUCGUUACUUACGUAGCAGAGACCAAAUACAUAUAUUUCAGACACAACCUUGAGCUCGGUUGGUUUUGGACAGCUGCUUUUUAUCAGGAAAGGGCUCCAGGUGGUCAGGGUGCUGACUUCCUUCCCCGCUGGUGGGAAGACCUUGCACCUUCCACGGGGGAAUGGGAAUGGAGUAUAAAUGGGCAAGGUGGGUAACAGAUUAUGUAUUUAUUUGUUUUCGUAGCUGAGUGGCUGAAGCCCAGAGGCUUUCAGCGACAGAGGUGAACGUGUGGUUUUUAGUUUUGUGAAUGGAUAAUUACAAAGAAAAGCAUUUUUGAAAAAGUUGGCAAAACGCUGAAACGCACUGUGGUAUGAAGCGCAUUGCAUAUCCGUAGCACUGAAGCAUCAGUUUUCCAUUCCUGGGCUGAGAUUUUUUUCCCCGUGGUUGUAUUGUUCUGAUUUCACGUACACCAGAGUAACUGAUUUUUUUUGUUUUCUUGUGGAGUUAACACCAAAUAAAAAUUUAAAAAGCAA
Molecule: messenger RNA, 10156 nt
Organism: Vicugna pacos (alpaca)
Lineage: Eukaryota; Metazoa; Chordata; Mammalia; Artiodactyla; Camelidae
Source: RefSeq, a predicted model, not a curated record